Pyricularia pennisetigena is the source of this 2367-nucleotide messenger RNA. RefSeq lists its product as uncharacterized. Gene Ontology annotation, molecular function: N-acylsphingosine amidohydrolase activity. The transcript has 3 exons. NCBI's taxonomy places the organism in Eukaryota, Fungi, Ascomycota, Sordariomycetes, Magnaporthales, Pyriculariaceae. Gene Ontology annotation, biological process: long-chain fatty acid biosynthetic process; sphingosine biosynthetic process; ceramide catabolic process. The coding region runs from base 49 to 2367 and encodes 772 amino acids. Gene Ontology annotation, cellular component: extracellular region. The record is from RefSeq and is a predicted model, not a curated record.
UUGACCUGUCGAGACUACAUUGGGUAUAAGAGAAAAUUAAUUUACACAAUGGACUCGCAUCUGGAGAAGGGCGUCGCGCCGCCCAGAGGCCGGAGGCUCCGGUUCGUGCUGCUUGCAGCCGCUUCCUUCUUGCUCCUCUCGUUUGUCGCCAUCCUUUCUCUGGGUGAUUUAGAGCUGGCUGCGUUUGGCUUUCAGCAGGCCGACGGCAAACCGGAGGCGGUCGAGGAGGAGAAGGCGGACCGGCCCCUGUUCACCGCCAAGACGCGCAACGUCCCUACCGGCGACAAGUACCUGAUCGGCGUCGGCAAGGCUGACAUUACGGGUCCGGUUGUGGAGAUCAACUUUGCUGGAUAUGCCGACAGCGCGCAGGUCGGCACGGGGCUGCGGCAACGCAUCUACGCCAGGUCCUUCAUCGUUGCCGACGUCGCCAACCCCAACGACCGCUUCGUAUACAUUGUGAUUGACACCUCUGCAGGCGACACCGCCGUACGAUAUGGUGUCCUCGACGGCCUCAAAGCUUUGGGCUCGGAGUAUGACGUCUACACCUCUUCCAACGUGGCACUGACUGGCACGCACAGCCACAGUGGACCGGGCGCCUGGUUCAACUACCUCUUGCCGCAGAUCACCAGUCUCGGAUUUAGCAAGGAGAGCUACCAGGCCAUUGUGGACGGCACAGUGCUUUCGAUCAAGAGGGCGCACGAGUCGCUGACUCCGGGCUACUUGGAUGUCGGAACGACCAAGAUCCAGGAUGGCAACGCGCAACGCAGUCUGUGGGCCUACCUGGCCAACCCAGAGGCAGAGAGGCAACAGUACGGCGACGAGACCACCGACAAAACCUUGACCCUGCUUCGGUUCCAGAGAGAGUCGGACCUCAAGAACAUUGGCGUGCUCACCUGGUAUCCGGUGCACGGCACCGCCAUGCUGCAGAAUAACACGCACGUCUCGGGCGACAACAAGGGAGUGUCUGCCGUCAUGUUCGAGAAGGCCAUGCGCGACCAGAGCACUGCCGCUCCGGGCUUCGUCGCCGGCUUCAGCCAGUCCAACGUCGGCGACACCACGCCCAACACGCUGGGCGCCUGGUGCGACGACGGGUCGGGCGACCAGUGCAAGUUGGAAGACAGCACCUGCGCGGAUGGAAAGUCACAAUCCUGCCGUGGUCGUGGCCCCCUGUUUGACAAGCUCGACUUGGGAGUGUCGAGCUGUUAUGAGAUUGGAAGGCGCCAGUAUGCCGGUGCCAGGUCUCUUUAUGACAAUCUCGACUCCACCUCGACCGCUAUCGUCGGCAAGAGCGUCAAAUCCUUCCACUUCUUCAACGACAUGUCCUUCUUCAAGUUCACCAAGUCGGAUGGUACCGAAGGCCUGGCCUGCCCGGCGUCCCUCGGCUACUCGUUUGCAGCAGGUACCACGGAUGGACCUGGUGCGUUCGACUUCACCCAAGGUGACUCGGGAGAGCCGAGUGCCAACCCCAUCUGGCGGGUCGUGUCUGGGCUGCUCAGGACUCCGACCAAGGAGCAGGUCGCCUGCCAACAACCCAAGCCUGUCCUUCUCGACGUGGGUGAGAUGACGGUCCCGUACGCGUGGACCCCCAACAUUGUGGAUAUCCAGAUGCUGCGAGUCGGUCAGUUUGUCAUCAUCGUCUCGCCCGGUGAAGCCACGACGAUGGCUGGUCGGCGCUGGCGUGACGCCGUUAAAAAGGCAGCGACGGAGAAGGGGCUGACACCGGCCGAGCCGAUCGUUGUGCUGGGUGGCCCGGCCAACACGUAUGCGCACUACAUCACAACCACGGAGGAGUACGGCAGGCAACGGUACGAGGGAGCCAGCACCCUGUAUGGUCCGCACACGCUCGAGGCCUUUGUCAACCUGACGGUCAGCAACAUGGGCUACCUGGCUCCUGGGUCGACCGGCAAGCCAGCCCCGGGCCCGGCGGCUCCCGACCACCGUCAGAACUCGCUCAGCUUCAUCACGGGCGUUGUCCAGGACGCGCCGCCGCUGGGCAGGUCGUAUGGGCAGUGCCUCACGCAGCCGACGGGAUCCUUCAGCCGGGGCAGCGUGGUCAAGGCCACCUUCCAAGGCGCAAACCCGCGCAACAACCUGCGCCUCGAGGGUACGUUUGUCGCCGUCGAGAAGCUGGCGAGCGACGGCAGCACGUGGACCACGGUCCGUGACGACUCUGACUGGUCGCUCGUCUACACGUGGAGGAGGACCAACUGGCUGCUGGGGUACUCGGAGGUGGACGUCGCCUGGGAGACGGAGGCGGACGCCGAGCCGGGCACGUACAGGUUCCGGUACAACGGCGACUCCAAGGCCUUGAUUGGUGGGAUCAUUAGGGAAUUUACUGGGACGAGCGAUAGCUUCCAGAUUGGUUGA